Messenger RNA from Phyllostomus hastatus (greater spear-nosed bat), 3024 nucleotides. It is a transcript of the gene EXOC3, whose product is annotated as exocyst complex component 3. Gene Ontology annotation, cellular component: exocyst. Gene Ontology annotation, molecular function: SNARE binding. Gene Ontology annotation, biological process: exocyst localization; exocytosis. The record is from RefSeq and is a predicted model, not a curated record. The transcript has 13 exons. The coding region runs from base 531 to 2768 and encodes 745 amino acids. NCBI's taxonomy places the organism in Eukaryota, Metazoa, Chordata, Mammalia, Chiroptera, Phyllostomidae.
GCUGCGGACAGGGGACGGGGGUGGACGCGGACGCGGGAUUCCGGGCGGUGGUCGCCGACCUCCACCGCUGUCCCUCCCCGGGCUCGGGCGGGCUGGGCGCGGCCCCGGAGGCGGGUGGCGCAGCCGUGGUAGCAGCCACCGCGGUCCCGUCACCCCAGAAGUGUUCGGGCCGCAGUCAGUCGUCGUCUCCUCCGACGGAGCGGGCGCGGUGUCGCCCCUCGACUGGGGGUUCCGUCAUGAGAUGACUGUCCGGUUCUGAGGGCGCUUGGCUGCCCCCUAGAACGUCAUUCGGAGCUGAGGCCGCACAUAUCCCCGAGGCGCGGACUGAAGCUUUGCGCACCUGUGACCACUGGAGACCCCUCCUUGUGCGACACUCCGCCGCACAGUGAAAAUCGUACAGGUGUUAAUGUCGCUGGCAAUAUUGGAAGCAUGUCAAAGUGAAACAAGGAAACAACGCAAAUACAGGGUUAUGUAUGCAGAAUAUGUAACUCUAGUAUGACAGGGUCCGAGAUUCCAUCUGCCUUUUAACCAUGAAGGAGACUGACCGGGAGGCUGUUGCAACAGCGGUCCAAAGGGUUGCUGGGAUGCUUCAGCGCCCGGACCAGCUGGACAAAGUGGAGCAGUAUCGCAGAAGAGAGGCCCGGAAAAAGGCCUCCGUGGAGGCCAGAUUAAAGGCAGCUAUCCAGUCACAGUUAGACGGGGUGCGCACAGGCCUGAGCCAGCUCCACAACGCACUGAACGACGUGAAGGACAUUCAGCGGUCCUUGGGUGAUGUCAGCAAGGACUGGAGACAGAGCAUCAACACCAUCGAGAGCCUGAAGGACGUGAAGGAUGCCGUGGUGCGGCACAGCCAGCUUGCUGCUGCCGUGGAGAACCUCAAGAACAUCUUCUCAGUGCCCGAGAUCGUGAGGGAAACCCAGGACCUCAUAGAGCAAGGGGCGCUCCUGCAGGCCCACCGGAAGCUAAUGGACUUGGAGUGCUCCCGGGACGGCCUGAUGUACGAGCAGUACCGCAUAGACAGCGGGAACACUCGGGACAUGACCCUCAUCCACAGCUACUUUGGGAGCACACAGGGGCUCUCUGACGAGCUGGCCAAGCAGCUGUGGAUGGUGCUGCAGAGGUCGCUGGUCACCGUCCGUCGUGACCCCACCUUGCUGGUGUCUGUUGUCAGGAUCAUCGAAAGGGAAGAAAAGAUUGACAGGCGCAUACUUGAUCGAAAAAAGCAAACUGGCUUUGUUCCUCCGGGGAGACCCAAGAACUGGAAGGAGAAGAUGUUUGCUAUCUUGGACAGAACUGUAACUACCAGAAUCGAGGGCACGCAGGCAGACACCAGGGAGUCCGACAAGAUGUGGCUCGUUCGCCACUUAGAAAUUAUAAGGAAGUAUGUCCUAGAUGACCUCACUGUUGCCAAAAACUUGAUGGUUCAGUGUUUUCCUCCCCAUUAUGAGAUUUUCAGGAAUCUCCUGAGCAUGUACCACCAGGCCCUGACCACACGGAUGCAGGAGCUGGCCUCGGAAGACCUAGAAGCAAAUGAAAUUGUGAGCCUGUUGACUUGGGUCUUAAACACCUACACAAGCACAGAGAUGAUGGGAAACGUGGAGUUGGCCCCAGAAGUGGAUGUUAGCAGCCUGGAGCCUUUGCUUUCUCCAAACGUGGUCUCUGAGCUGCUGGACACGUACAUGUCAACUCUUACUUCAAACAUCAUUGCCUGGCUGCGCAAAGCUCUAGAAACAGAUAAGAAAGACUGGAUAAAAGAGACUGAGCCUGAAGCUGACCAAGACGGGUACUACCAGACGACAUUACCGGCCAUUGUCUUCCAGAUGUUUGAACAGAAUCUUCAAGUUGCUGCUCAGAUAAGUGAAGAUUUGAAAACAAAGGUACUAGGUUUGUGUCUUCAGCAAAUGAAUUCUUUCUUAAGUAGAUACAAAGACGAAGCUCAGCUGUAUAAGGAGGAGCACUUGAGGAACCGGCAGCACCCUCACUGCUACGUCCAGUACGUGAUUGCCAUCAUCAACAACUGCCAGACCUUCAAAGAAUCCAUAGUCAGUUUAAAGAAGAAGUACUUAAAAAACGAAGUGGAAGAAGGCAUGUCUCUGAGCCAGCCGAGCAUGGACGGGAUUCUAGAUGCCAUCGCGAAAGAGGGCUGCAGCAGCCUGCUGGAGGAGGUCUUCUUGGACCUGGAGCCACAUCUCAGUGACCUAAUGACAAAAAAGUGGCUGUUGGGAUCAAAUGCUGUAGACAUCAUCUGUGUCACCGUGGAAGACUAUUUCAAUGAUUUUGCCAAAAUUAAAAAGCCAUAUAAAAAGCGGAUGACGGCCGAAGCACACCGACGCGUGGUGGUGGAGUACCUGCGGGCUGUCAUGCAGAAGCGCAUUUCCUUCCGCAGCCCUGAGGAGCGCAAGGAGGGGGCCGAAAGGAUGGUCCGGGAGGCUGAGCAGCUGCGGUUCCUGUUCCGCAAGCUGGCGUCUGGCUUCGGCGAAGAAGUGGAUGGGUACUGUGAUACGAUCGACGCCAUUGCAGAAGUGAUUAAGCUGACAGACCCGUCCCUGCUCUACCUGGAAGUUUCGACUCUGGUCAGCAAAUACCCAGACAUCAGAGACGACCACAUCGGUGCUCUGCUGGCCAUGCGAGGGGAUGCCAGCCGGGACAUGAAGCAGACCAUCAUCGAGACAUUGGAGCAGGGCCCCACGCAGGCAAAUCCGAACUACGUGCCCAUCUUCAAAGAAAUCAUAGUUCCCAGUCUGAAUGUGGCCAAGCUGCUCAAGUAGCCUCUCAGUUUCCAGCCUGAAGCUGGUCCCGCACUCAUCACCCCGAGAGUGACAGCCAGGGAUGCAUGAUGCCGAGCACAAGGCUUCCUGAGAGACAGGCGCUCUGGUGGUGGGUUCUGGCCCUCUCGUCAUGGACAGGCUUUGUGAGCAGGGUCCUGGCUGGCUGUUCCUGUUUGUCUCUCAGCCUCCCUCUCUUCUGCAGUGUCAGCACUUUGGAUGCCUCUGUUCAAUAAAAGUAACCGCUGCGGGGAACUUA